CAACGUUAUCGGGCAACCUCAACUGCAUGCGCCAGCUGUUUCGAACUCGACAGAACCUCGCGCCAACACAGCACUCGCCAUCACUGAGUCCUACCGCCUCGCCGCCAUGUCGCGCCGCCCGCCGAACCCCGCUGCGGAGCGGGCAGCGCAGAACCAACAGACCAUCAAGAACCUGCUCAAGCUAGAGGCCAACAAGGUGUGCGCCGACUGCAAGCGCAACAAGCACCCGCGAUGGGCUAGCUGGAAUCUCGGCGUCUUCAUCUGCAUCCGCUGCUCGGGCAUCCACCGCGGAAUGGGCACACACAUCAGCCGAGUUAAAUCCGUCGACCUAGACGCCUGGACCGAUGAGCAACUGCAGAGCAUCCUGAACUGGGGUAAUGCGCGCGCAAACAAGUACUGGGAGUCGAAAUUAGCACCUGGCCAUAUCCCAUCCGAGGCCAAGAUUGAGAACUUUAUCCGCACCAAGUAUGAGCUAAAGAGAUGGGUAAUGGAUGGGCCCAUGCCAGAUCCGGCGACGCUCGAUGCGGACGGCGAUGACGACGUGCCGCUAAGCGUUGUCAAGGAGAAGCAGAACGUGGACCGGAGGGAAUCCAUGCGCAAGGCGUCCAUCGGACAGUCUGCAACCCCGCAGCCCGAUCUUAUCGGAGCUGAUCCGGUCCCGGCCGCGGCCCCGAGUCCUGUACCGGUCCCGCCAAGAGCGAGCACGGCCGGCCCAGCCGCGAUGCAGGUGCCUCCGAAAUCUGAUCCCGCCCCGCCGAAGGCGACCAGUACAAAAGACUCUCUUUUGGGGUUGGAUUUUCUGGGAACCCAACCGGCCGUGCCGCCGCGGCCGGCGAGCACAACGGGGACAGCAAGCGGUGGAACCCAGUCACGUCCUGAUCUCAAGCAGUCUAUUCUCUCACUUUAUGCAACAGCCCCGCGACCACAGCCUCAGCCAGUUGCCCCGCAGCCCUCGCACGCUCCGUCUGGGUCGUUGAGCGGGCUGCCCUCUCCUUCAGGCAUGCCGCAGACGCAGGGCUCAAUGGGCGGACUUAACGAUGCUUUCAGUAACUUAAGCUUCGCCAGUUCGCCGUCCCCGAAACCAGCGCAACCCGAUGCCUUCUCCAGCCUUGGGUCUUUCACAGCUUCCCGGCCGGCACCUCAAUCGAGCGGCUCCGCGUUCUCCGGUCUGAGUGGUGGCAGCUUCUUCGAUUCGAAGCCCGCAGCGUCCGCUCACCAGUCCAAGCAGUCCAUCGGGAGCCCAUCCGGCUGGGGAUCUAUGAGUUCGUCUGCGGUGCCGUCUAAACCCGCCCCGGCACCCGCCUCCUCUGCCUUGGGUGAUCUGUUUGAUCUUUCCGCAUCUUCCCCGCCCCCCGCCGCCGCCCCGCAGCCGGCGCUGGCCAAGGCCACGACAACCACCACUACAUCCGUGUUCAACCUCUCCGCUAACCAGACGAAGCCUUCUCCGGCGCCAUCUACAACGGCGAGCUCCAAUCCCCUCGGCUCUUUGGGCUCCCUCGGCGCCAGUAACUUGUCGAAUUCCGACGUGUGGGGUGGCAAUGCCUGGGCUGCCCCGGAAGCCCCCAAGGCCGCCCCAGAGCCGCCCAAGGCCGCUACAGCCAGCGCAGCGAACGAUCUUGGGUGGGCAUCGCUCGCCAGCAAGCCCAUCGUUCCUGGCCCAUCGGGAGGCUUUGCGCCCAAGGUAGCGGCAGACGAGGAGUUCGGGGGUUGGACGAGCAGCACAACGGCACCAAGUGCUGGGAACGGAUCCACGCCGGCAGCAGGGUUUGGAGGGAGUGAUGAUCUUUUUUCCAACGUCUGGCAGUGAGCUGCUUACGCUGUCGGCUAGAAUCGAAAGCUAAGUUAGACAGGCACGCAAUCAGGAUGAGGGCGAUUCAGUGAACAUAUGGCAGGUUGCAUAGCGGGAAGCGAGACA
This is a messenger RNA of Thermothielavioides terrestris NRRL 8126, 1915 nucleotides long. RefSeq lists its product as uncharacterized. Gene Ontology annotation, biological process: intra-Golgi vesicle-mediated transport; endocytosis; endoplasmic reticulum to Golgi vesicle-mediated transport. NCBI's taxonomy places the organism in Eukaryota, Fungi, Ascomycota, Sordariomycetes, Sordariales, Chaetomiaceae. The record is from RefSeq and is a predicted model, not a curated record. The transcript has 2 exons. Gene Ontology annotation, molecular function: GTPase activator activity; metal ion binding. Gene Ontology annotation, cellular component: Golgi apparatus. The coding region runs from base 107 to 1807 and encodes 566 amino acids.